AUGGGGCAGCUCCAUGGGAAGGCUUCCUUCGUGCAGGCCGGCCUGCCCUUCCUCAACCUCUCGGAGAAGGACGUCAACAAGUGCUGGGAGUCGUUCAACGACGUGGCCGAAGGCUUCGGCAUCAACAAGGCCGAGAUGAUCGACAUCUGCAGCCCACUCCAAGAUACGUUUGAGAUCAAAGCCAAGGCCGAGAUGGAGCGCAUCACGGCGCUGCUCUUCGAGGCCAUGGACACGGACGAGAACGGCCUGGUUGAUGCGCUCGAGUUCCUUGGUGCACUUGCGCUCCUUAGCGCCAUGACGGUGCCCCAAAAGAUCACAUUCGUGUACAACUGCUACGACUUUAACGAAAGCGGCGAAAUCACCAUCGACGAACUCACGCUCUCAAUGAAGUCGACGCUCACAGGCCUCUGCAAGCUCUCGAUUGCCCGGCCGUGUCCGACCGAGGUCAUGCUUGAAGAGAUUUCUCUCCAAGCGUUUCAAGGCGCCGGAAAACACCCGGACAAGUACAUUACGCUGCCCGAGUUUAUCAAAUAUUGCGAAACGACGCCCGAAGUGAACGGGUGGCCCGUUGACUUGUACGACCUCGGCGACAGCGACAUCGAGACCGAAGUCCACACGCCGCUCUAUUCGGUGGACGAGAGCCUUCAGAUCGACCUGGACACGCCCAACGACGCCGUGUACCAGUACGCGACGAACGACGAGCCGGCGCUCACGCAGCCGUGGCAAAACACAGUGGCCAAUGCCGCACCAUCGUCGUCGUCGUCAUCCAGUGCGAGCGCGCUCCCGAGCUUGGAGCUCGACUGGAUCUACGGCAUGAACUCGUCGCUGCGGCAAUGUCUUCAGUACGUCUCCACCAAUGAGAUUGUGUACCCGGCCGCCAGUGUCGUCGUUGUGUACGACCAUAUUGACCAUAAGCAGCGGUAUGCGCAGUACCACUCGGACAUGGUACUGAGCCUCGCCGUGCACCCCAACAAGCGCGUCAUUGCGUCCGGCGAGCGCGGUCGCCGGCCCCACAUUUGCGUCUGGGACGCUACGUCGCUGGCCCUUUUGAGUACGAUCCGCAACUUUCACACGCGCGGCGUCGGCCACCUCGCUUGGAUGCCUGAUGAACGGACGCUCUUGUCGAUCGGCCUCGAUGACUUUCACUCGGUCGCGAUUUACCAGUGGAGCAGCACGGACAUUCGGGGCAUGCCCACGCUCCUCCACACGGAGCGCACGUCGCGGUACCAUGUGCUCGCCUUGCACGCCGUGACCCCCAAGCUGUUUGUGACCUGUGGUCAGCGCCACGUGACGUUUUGGGCCCAAGAAAGCCUCGAAACGUCGCCUGAAGUCGUGUAUACGAGUCGACAAGGGGUCCUCGGGAAGAAGGCGCGCAUGCAAACGCUCAUGAGCGCCACGUCCGUGAGCGAAAAGCUCAUCCUCACGGGCACGGUCCGCGGCGAAAUCUGGCUCUGGGAAGGUCGGAACGUCAUCAAAGUCAUUUACGCCCAUGCGUCGGCGGUUAACGUGCUCUUUGCCUUUGGCGGCGGCGUGCUCUCGGGUGGGAAAGACGGCAAAAUUCGCAUCUGGAGCAAACGCAUGGAGCCCGGUGCCCAGUUUGAUAUCAUGGCGCUUGGGAGCUUCCUCGGCCGCAUUCGCAGCCUCGUGACCAACACGGACGCAACCAAAGUACUCGUGGCCACGGGCGGUGCCGAGAUCUACGAACUGAGUACGUCGGACGGCUGCAACUUGCACUAUGGUCCCCUCGUCUCGGGCCACUGCGCGCGCAAAUUGUGUGGCCUGGCGACACACCCGACCAACCACGAGAUGUGCUCGGUGGGCGACGACAAGAGCAUUCGCGUGUGGGACCUCGUGCACCACCGGAGCCUCCGCCUCGUGAACCUCGAAGCGCCAGCGCGCGCGUGCAUCUACUCGCCGGACGCCAAGCUCAUUGCGGUUGGGUAUGGCUCGGAGCUCGAGAUCCCACCGACGCAAAAGCAGCUCAACGGCGCGUUUGCCGUGCUCAACGAGUCCAACUUGGCGGUCAAGUACGAAGGAAAAGACUCGAAAAAGUUCAUCUCGAACCUCAAGUUCUCGAGCGACGGCACCACGCUCGCCGUGUGUACUGAAAAUGUCAUUUACAUGUACAACACGGACGACUGGGCGUCCAAAGGCAAGUGCAAGAGCAAGGACCCAGCCGUCAUCUUUACCCAUUUCGACUUGAGUUCGACGGGCGAGUGGCUCCAAAUGGCCACCAACAAGGGCGAGAUCGUCUACUACGACACCAACUCGAGCGUUGAAAACACUCGCCUCGGUGCGCUCAAGGACGUGCAGUGGGCGACGUUCACAUCCAUUUUUGGCUGGCCUGUGCAAGGAGUCUGGCCCUCCAAGAAGAAGAGCUACCACGUCACGGCGCUGAACCGCAGCCAUAAGGAGCAGAUUGUCGUGGCGGCAGAUCAGUUUGGUCAUGUGCGCGUGUACAAGUACCCGGCGCUACCGUCGACCAACCUCGUGUACCAUCAGUACAAUGGCCACUGCGGCCGCGUGAGCCACGUUCAAUUUUCCCACGACGACCAAUUUGUCAUUACGAGCGGUGAAGACGACCGGUGUCUCUUCCAAUGGCGCGUCGAAGCCGAAGUGCAAGACGGGACGCCGCCCGAGUUCGAGUACCACGCCAACACGGACGACGAGCUAGAGAUGCAAGCUCCGAUCGAGCGGGGUCCUUAUGAGGAAGCGUCGAACGUGGGCGAGUAUGCGAUGGAGCUACUGUUUCACCAAGUGCAGCAACAGUCUGACACGAGCACAAAUGCGGCCGAGCCGGUCAAGCCAUGGGUCGGGAGUGCGAUUGCGCCAUCGAACGCGGCGCCCGAGCCGGACUCGACGAUGCCAACCGAUCACAUGGAGAUGGAGUGGGUCUAUGGCUAUCGGGGCCACGACUGCCGCAACAACAUCAAAUACACCAAGCAAGGACGCAUCGUGUACCCGGUGGCCAAGCUCGUCGUGAUAUUCGAAACAAAGAGCUGGUCCCAGCGCCACUUCAAGCAGCACCAAGACGAGGUGGUGUCGAUCGCCAUGCACCCCAACCUCGAAGUGAUUGCGUCCGCUGAAGUGGGCAAGUACCCGUCGAUCCACAUAUGGCACCACCACACACUCGCGGUGCUCUCAACCCUUCGAGGUGUGCACAAGCGUGGUGUCGUCGAGCUCGCUUUCAAUGUAUCGGGGACUGUGCUCGCGUCGGCCGGCACGGACGCGGAAAACACCAUUCUUUUGCACGACUGGGCCAACGGCCAGCUCCUCGCUCAGGUUAAAACGGGCGCCGCCAAGAUCCUCGGCCUCGGGUUCCAGCCAAGUACCAACACGAGUGCGUCCGGCGCCGUCGAGACCCUUGUUGCGGUGAGCCAGCGCGACGUCUCGUUCUACCGCGUUGUGGGCAGAAAUGUCACGCGCAAACACGCGGCGUUUGGGAAGCGCGGGUACCUCCAGCCGUUCCUGAGCAUCGUCUUUGUCGGGCCCGACGCGAUCGCAGGGUCGACGAGCGGCGAGCUCUACAAGUUUAAAGGGAUCGAGCUCGUGACCAUCGUACCGGCCCAUACCCGAAGCGUUGCGGCACUUUACGCAUGUGCAAAUGGCUCGGUCUGCAGCGGCGGUCGCGACGGUUUGAUCAAGAUCUGGACCUCGGAGCUCGAGUGCCUGAACCAGUUCAACGUGUGCAACCAGCAACCGAUCCGGUCGCUGCUCUGGCACACGGAGCGCCAGACGUUGCUCGUCGGAACGCGGGAUAGCUGCGUCUACGAGAUCAACGCGAGCGACGGUACCAUCAUGACGACCGUCAUGGACAUGCACUACCAAGGCCAGGUCCAAGGCCUGACCGUGUCGCCGACCAAAGACAAGGCCGUCACGACUGGCGACGACGGCACGCUCCGCGUCUGGGACACGUACAAGCACAAGUGCAUCCUCAAGUUUGGCGCGUACUUGGCCGUCGGUCUUGGUGGCGACCCCAAGAAAAACCGGCACAAGAAGGACGGGACACUCCUUAUUUACGAGGAAAAGCUCAACGACGGCGUUUUGAGUCUCGACAUUCUGCACGAAACCCGCGAUACCAAGCAGCCGAUCUCCGUCAUUCGGUACUCACCGGAUGGCGUUUCGCUUGUCGUCGGCGCACAAGACAAUAUCAUUUACGUCUACGAUGUACCCAACGAAUAUGCCAAGCGCGCGACCUUCAACAAGCACAAGAGCUUCAUCACGCACGUCGACAUUUCGACCGACGCCCAGUACCUGCGCAGCAACUGCGGUGGCUAUGAGCUUCUCUUUGCCGACUUGACGACGGGGUCCCAUGUCGCCAGUGCGACAGCGCUCAAGAACCAAACGUGGCACACGUGUUCGACCAUCUUCAACUGGUACAACCAAGGCGCGUGGCCGCCCAGUGCCAAGAAGACGAGCAUCUCGGCAAGCACGACAAAUGGGUCGUCGCUGGUCGUUGGCGACACCCAAGGCGCGCUCAAGCUCUUCCGGUUUCCGUGCAUACGGGACGGUCUACCGUACAAAUGCUUCUUUGGACACGCGGGAUUGAUUCAAGCACUCUCGUUCACGCAGAACAAGAGCCAUCUCCUCUCUGUUGGGCUCAAUGACCACGCGCUUAUUCAAUGGAAGGCGUACUCGAUCGAGCUGCCCGAGCCGGACAAGGCCAACAAAGCCAAGGUCGUGGAUGCCGACACAGAUCUGGAAACCGAGGGCUGGUUCCUCCCGACGCCGCUCAGCGUCAAGCCCUUUGCAGGCACCAAACCGUACCUGACGGGGCUCGUGCCACCGACCACGGCGCCAGACGAGCCGACGGCGCUGAGCCUCGCCUUUGAGAUCGACUUUGUCUACGGCGCGCGGCUGCAAGACAUGCGCAAUCUCACGCAAUACUCGAAAGCCAAACGGAUUGUGAGCUCGUCGGGCCGCGUCGGCAUUAGCUACGACCGCAAGCGCCACACCCAGGCCUUUUACACGAGCCAUGUGGCGCCGAUCAUCUCGAUGGCCAUGUCACCCGACGGCCUCAUCGUCGCGACGGGCGAAGAAAUCAUGACGGUGCUACCGGCGUGCCAUACCAAAGCCAUCGUGUACUUGACGUUCAACGAGACGGCGACGCGGCUCGUGAGCGUCGGCAAAGACACCUAUCAUUCGCUUGUCGUGUACGGCUCCGCGUCGGGGCUCUGGCACGACGCCCGCAUCCUUGCGUCGGCCCGCACGUCCCACCUGCCGACGCGGUUCAUCACGUGCCUGCCGUACAUGCAGAGCAUGUUUGAUGUGGUCACGGGCGGGGUCGACCACAUCUUCUUUUGGCGCCUCGAUCCGCCAAACUUGCACCCGACGAUUGGGACCUUUGGCGCCCAAGCGCAGAUCCAAACGCUCACGUGCGGCGGCGCGCUCGACAAGGGCACGAUUGUCACUGGGACGCGGACAGGGCACUUGUACCUCUGGGACUGCAACACAUCAGUCGUCGAGCGGUCCGUGCCAGCCCACAACAGCACCGUCAACAGUCUCUUUGUGACAAAAGCUGGCAUCGUGUCGGGUGGCGCUGACGGGCACGUCAAAGUCUGGAACCGUCUUUUGAACCCUGUCUGGGACUUCGACAUGUGCCAGGCCAAGCCUGCGUGCAGCAGUCCGAUUGUCCGCAGUGUCGCAUGGGACCUCGCCGAGAGCCGCUUCCUCGUCGGCACCCGCGGUGGCGAAAUCUACGAGCUCAGUCAAGCCAGCGGAGACACCAACUUGGUGCUCGAGUCGCACUACGAGCAUGGUCUCUUUGGCUUGGCGGCGCACCCGACCCUGCCCCACAUCAUGGCCACGGGCGGCGAAGACUGCACCUUGCGGGUUUGGAACAGUACCCAGCACGAACUUAUUGGAAAGGUUGUCAUGGACACACCUAUCAAGGCGGUGGCGUUCUCGGCCGACGGCAAGUCGAUUGCGAUCGGUCUCGGGAGUGCGUCACAGGCAUCGGGGCAGCUCAAGGAAGGCGCGUUUGCCGUGCUCGAUGCGACGACACUCGAGAUCCUCCACGAAGGCCGCGACUCCAAGCAGAGCAUCAGCGACAUCAAGUUUUCGCCUGACGGCACACUUCUCGCGAUUGGAUCCCACGACAACACCAUCUACCUUCACGGCGUCAUGGACAACUACGCCCUCCGCUCCAAGUGUACCAAGAGCACGGGGCACAUUACGCACCUCGACUUUUCAAAAGACAGUCGGUACUUGCGCGCCAACAGCGACGCGUUCGAGCUCCUUUACGUCAAUGCCUUUGAUGGCGCCUGGAUCUCAAGCCCGUCGUCGCUCCGUGAUGCCGACUGGGCCACGCACACGUGCGUGCUGUCGUGGGCAGCGCAAGGAGUUUGGGGCGACUCGCAAGACUACAUUCAUGCAAUCGGAGUGGCCCCCGACGCCAAGAUGCUGGUCAGUGGCAACGACCGCGGUGAUCUCUCGCUGCACUCGUUUCCGUGCUUGUCCAAAAACAUGGCCUUUGGCGCCCUCAAGGGCCAUGGCGGCCAGAUCACGGGCGUCACUUUCAACGCCGACGGCACCAAAAUGUACUCGAUCGGCGGCGUCGACCGCAGUCUCUUCCAGUGGACCGUGACACCCAAGGAAGCGUCGUAA
Saprolegnia parasitica CBS 223.65 is the source of this 6606-nucleotide messenger RNA. RefSeq lists its product as hypothetical. The record is from RefSeq and is a predicted model, not a curated record. The coding region runs from base 1 to 6606 and encodes 2201 amino acids. Gene Ontology annotation, molecular function: calcium ion binding; microtubule binding. The transcript has 46 exons. NCBI's taxonomy places the organism in Eukaryota, Oomycota, Saprolegniomycetes, Saprolegniales, Saprolegniaceae.